AUGGAGACACCACUUUACAGCACGUGCGACUGUCGCGACAGCGCACUCUCUUCUACCGCCAACGUCCUUUCCAUCUUAACAUUCGCGUACAUUCUGAUAGCUGGCACUCUCUACCAGGUGGCUGCGCUCUAUCGAGUGAAAAGUGAUAGCGACUGGGCUGCAGUGCAGGCGCAAGCGACACGACUACGAGACUUUGCAUGGUCGAUAGAACGCAGAGACGCUAUCAGCACUGAGUUCUUCAAACGGCUCGACGAUCUCGAUAAGGAGAUAGCAAGGAAGCUUCCUGGCAAUGUCGCAACAGGGAAAUGGCAUCUGGUAUGGCGGCAGGCAAGGAGCACCUGGGACAGAGCUGAGAUAGAAGAGAAGCUAUACAGUCUGGCGCAGAUGCGUCCACGCAUCAGUCUACUAUUUCUCGAGAGUGGAUUGAAUGACGUUGAGCAAGACAAUAAGCCGACGGACCAAGUGCUAGACAAAGCUCGCACCCAGCUCGAAGAGUCGAAACGCCUGUUCCUCACUCAACUCAGGAGCGAGCCCAAGGAGCGGCGAAGACGAACGCUAGAUGCGAUAAAGAGCGAAUCCGGGGAACGAGGGCGCGCAGCUUGGGAGGAGAUUGAGGAUGUGAUCAAGAGGCUUGAUGCAGAGGAUGUGGAGCGGCGUGGAACCCGGGGGUUUGUCGAAGGCGUUUGA
This is a messenger RNA of Alternaria incomplexa, 687 nucleotides long. RefSeq lists its product as uncharacterized. The record is from RefSeq and is a predicted model, not a curated record. NCBI's taxonomy places the organism in Eukaryota, Fungi, Ascomycota, Dothideomycetes, Pleosporales, Pleosporaceae. The transcript has 2 exons. Bases 1 to 687 code for a protein of 228 amino acids.